AUAUAUAGAUUUUAAGAACAUGGAAAAAACUACAUUAAACUUAAAAAUCAUAUUUUAUUAGUUGGAAAAUGUAUCUAGGAUACACAAGCAAGAAACUAUUAUUUAAAUAAUAAAGUUAUAUUUUGCGCACACAGAACAUAGUAGCAAUUACUGCAAAAUGCUUUAAAUUUUGUCGCCUUGUUUUGAUAGGCGUAUAUUUGCUUCCUUAAUUUUGGGAGAUCUCAAGUACAUGCGCGAAUCAACGUAUUAAAUUAUCAAUAUUUUACGCGUAAACAGCCAAGCAUCGAGGGGGACGUUCCCUUGUAGCUAAGUUAACACCUGCGAGGCCGACAAAACAAGAAGCAGCGUAGUAUAUCCAGGAUAGAUCAGCGGUGUGUCAUGUCUACCUAGUUUACCAGGUCAGUUAUCACUCGCCGUAGAACGUCAUUGUAUAAUUAGCGUGCUCUGGUUUGACGUCAUUGUUUCAUAUAAAUACCGAAUACCCGAUCCUGAUCACCAUAAACUCGCGAGAGAGCUGACUGGGACGUGCUAUUACACUCUUAACAAACGUUUUGUAUUGAAACGUUACUUCCUCUUUUGAAUAACAUAAUCUUGAACGUGCGAGAGCGAUCAUUAUUUUCUUGCAAAGUAUCAUCAACACAAUUCGAUAUUUUUAAACACGUAAUGAUGGCUGUCACAUUCAUUGCCUUUGCAUUGCUGUUCGUUGCCUGUUCUUAUGCAUCACCUCUUAGAAUGACGAGCAUAUACGGUUCUCCCUUACUUAUUCUGCCUGUAGUCGUUCAAGAACUCGACGAUCCUCAAACUUCAAUGAACGAGGAAUCAAUGUACACGUUAAACAGUGAUUCUAAGGUUGCUGAUGGUGUCACAAAUUUCAACAUCGAAAAACGAAGCGCAGAAGAAACAGAUAAUGACGAUCUCGAGACUGCAGCCGGUACCAAUGUUCUUCGACCUCUCUUCGUCUAUCGUCAGCAGGUUGCAUAUCGACAACGUGCCAGAGAUGCGGUUCGAAGAGGUAGGCGAAUAUAAGUGGAGGAAGGAAAAAAAUUUGGAGAUUUCAACAAUUGCAACUGAUUGUUAUCUCAUUUUUGUAUUAUUGGGAAGAUAAUACAUUUGAGAUACUUGGAGACCUCCAUAUAAAUAGCCUCAAUGACUCUAAAUAUCUUCAAAAUCCUAAAAAAGGAUUGAAAAAGAAUCGAGCUUGUGUAAUGAGAAAAAAAUCUUUAUCAAAUUCAAACAAAGGUCAAAGAAGAAUGGGCGAAUUAAAGGGAAACAAAGAUGGCUUUGCAUAAAGACGAUUCGAUUAAACGAAGUACAAAUAUCCGUUUUAAAAAAAUAUUUGAUAAUGAUAAGAUGGCUUUUUUAUAGCGAAAUAUCGGAAGCUUUCUCGGGAGCUUGAAAUGAGCUACGAAAUAAAGUUUACCGCUCGCUGAUAUUUAUAGAAUUGUUUAUGAGCGCAGAAGUGCAAUAAGAACUUAUGGUAUAAACAGUGAAGCGGAAGACUCGCGCCAGGGUGAAAAUUUCGAGCGCAAAUAAAACCGUUCUCUUGUCGACGCAGCUUACUGCUGAGAUGAAAAAAUGUAAGAUGUAGAAAGAGAAAGAGAGAGUCGGUAAAGCGAAAGAAGACGAAGCUUUGUUAAGAAAUGAGCAAACUUCGAACAACAGCAAGAGGGUACUGAACUCGUAUAAUAUAAUUACUCUAAAAGGUUGUGAACCUCGUUAUUUCAACGAAGAUUAACGGUGCUUAUUAACAAGCACGGACUAAGCUUGCUGAUUCAGGAAGAUCUUUCUUUUAACGGCCAACGGGAUUACAGGAGCGACCGAAUAACUUGGAAAAGCAUUUAGUUAUUUUACGAUCACGUAUGAUCUCUUACAAAAAUCCUGUAGGUUUAAGUUUAAUUAAGUCUAUAAGAUUAAAAGAUUAGUAAAAAGCUGAUUAAAAUUAUAAAUAGAAUAACAGAAGAGAAUUAGGAGAAGCGCACAGUAUAUGUAUUUCUUUAUUAUGUAAUUAAAUAGCAAUAACUACUGUUUCCUUCUAAUUGUAAGUUAAUAGUUAAAAAUAGCAUUACUCGAAAGCUAUUUACCAAAGUUGCGUUAUGCAAGCAAACAGAUUAAUGAAUAUUGUGGAUACUCAAGUGUAUAUGAGAGCGUUAUAUUGUGAUACGAUUUCUUCGAGGAAAUAUUGCGUGUGUAAUAAAUUAAACAUAUAUAACAUUUUAUAUAAAUAAAUGUUAAAUAUUAAUCAA
Molecule: messenger RNA, 2243 nt
Organism: Monomorium pharaonis (pharaoh ant)
Lineage: Eukaryota; Metazoa; Arthropoda; Insecta; Hymenoptera; Formicidae
Exons: 2
Coding region: 664-1026 (120 amino acids)
Source: RefSeq, a predicted model, not a curated record